Molecule: messenger RNA, 1731 nt
Organism: Pestalotiopsis fici W106-1
Lineage: Eukaryota; Fungi; Ascomycota; Sordariomycetes; Amphisphaeriales; Sporocadaceae
Product: Peptidyl-prolyl cis-trans isomerase-like 2
Exons: 1
Coding region: 1-1731 (576 amino acids)
Biological process (GO): protein polyubiquitination; protein peptidyl-prolyl isomerization
Cellular component (GO): catalytic step 2 spliceosome
Molecular function (GO): ubiquitin-ubiquitin ligase activity; peptidyl-prolyl cis-trans isomerase activity
Source: RefSeq, a predicted model, not a curated record
AUGGGUAAAGGCACGGACAAGCUGUACAUCACCCAUUCGGAGUGGUCGUCGUCGGACGGUUUCUCUGCAUCAACGGGCGCGCAAGCUCGCGCCGGUGCUGGUUCUUUCAAGCGUCUGCCUUUCAACUUUUGUGCCGCCUCUCUUCAGCCCUUCAAGAACCCAGUCUGCACGGCUGAUGGAACAAUAUUUGACCUCGAGGUCAUUUCGAAAUGGCUCGACUCGCACGACACAAACCCCGUCGACGGCAAGCCUCUGCAGCUCAAAGAUCUUUUCAAGCUCAACUUUGCGCGAAACGGUGACUUCGAUGCGAGCCGCACGGAUGGCGAUGCUCAAGGCGACCUGAUUGAUCCUGUCACAUUCAAGGUCUUCACCGACAACACUCACAUUGUUGCCAUUCGGCACGGAACUUAUGCCAACGUUUUCGCUUGGGAAACUGUCGAUCGCAUGAACAUCAAGGCCAAGAUGUGGAGAGACCUGGUUGACGACAAGGAGUUUGGUCGCUCAGAUAUCAUUACCUUGCAGGAUCCCCAGAACGCGGCGAGUCGGGAUUUGAGCCAAUUCAAGUAUCUCAAGGACGGCGAGGACGCCUUGCUGACGAAACAGCAAGAGGAAGAGAGGAAAGAGGGCAACGUCAACAUCAGCGCGCUAGGAAGAGUCGGCGACAAGGUCCUCCGGGCAAAAGAGGCUGUUGAGAAGGCGCGGCGGGAACGAGAGGCAGGAGGCGACGUCAAUCGCUCUAAAGCACUUGCAAAAGCCACCGGCACCAAUGUGCCCCGACAAUCUAUGAUCCAGGACAAGAAGCGCGCAGACAAUUCGGCUGUAUACACAACUGGGCGUGCUGCCGCCUCCUUCACCUCGACUGGUCUCACUCCGGAAACGAGCGGCGAGCGAGCUAUAAUGACUGAGGAAGAAUAUAUGCUUAAGCCAAAGCGGAUAAAACACAAGGGUUACGCACGGAUGGAGACCAACCUUGGCGAUCUGAAUAUCGAACUCCAUCCCGAAUAUGCACCAAAAGCCGUGUGGAAUUUUGUCCGUCUUGCGCAAACUGGAUAUUACAGAGGCAUUUCCUUCCACCGGAAUAUACGGAACUUUAUGAUACAAGGUGGAGAUCCAACGGGCACAGGCCGCGGCGGAGAGAGCAUUUGGAAGAAAAACUUUGCCGACGAGUUUCAAGGACCUUUGACGCAUGAUUCACGCGGUAUGCUGAGCAUGGCAAACAAGGGCAAGAACACCAACUCUAGUCAGUUUUUCAUCACCUAUCGACCUGUCAAGCACCUUGAUCAAAAACAUACGAUAUUUGGCAAGGUUGUUGGCGGAUUGGAUGUACUCAAGAAGAUGGAGGAUGUACCCACGGAUGGCAGUGACCGUCCAUUGAACAAAAUUGUCAUCAAAGACAUUGUAGUAUAUCUGGAUCCAUUCGAGGAGUUUCAAAAGGCCAAGAACGAUCGAGAACGUAAAGAAGAGGAAAGGAAAAAUAUUGCGUUGCAAGGUGGAACUGAAGAUGACAAGACCACCUGGACAGGCAAGCGACUAAGGCAGGACGGCACAGUUGAUCAGGCAAACAGCGCAGGCAAUGUGGGCAAAUACUUGCAAGAUGCCCUGAAACGUCAAUCUGGCACUGGGAAAGUUGUCGAGGACGAAAUCGUGGAAGAAGACGUGCCAGAUACGUGGGACGAGCCUGUGCGGAAGAAGGCGAAGAGCGGAGGCUUUGGAAAUUUCGACGCUUGGUGA